Molecule: messenger RNA, 3053 nt
Organism: Pelobates fuscus (common spadefoot toad)
Lineage: Eukaryota; Metazoa; Chordata; Amphibia; Anura; Pelobatidae
Gene: RAB18
Product: RAB18, member RAS oncogene family
Exons: 7
Coding region: 116-733 (205 amino acids)
Biological process (GO): vesicle-mediated transport
Molecular function (GO): GTPase activity; GTP binding
Source: RefSeq, a predicted model, not a curated record
GCGUGCGCGCCCCCGUUGUUUUGAUUCUGCAGGCCGAGCCGGGUACGAUUAGGGUUGACGGGUCGCGGGAGCGCGCAGUGUCGGGCUGCGCACGAGCCCGAGUGGCGGCUGAAGAAUGGAGGAAGAUAUUCUGACCACACUCAAGAUCCUGAUUAUCGGGGAGAGCGGGGUCGGCAAGUCCAGCCUUCUACUAAGGUUCACAGAUGAUACAUUUGACCCAGAACUUGCAGCAACAAUUGGUGUUGAUUUUAAGGUGAAGACCAUUGCUGUUGAUGGAAAUAGAGCAAAACUUGCUAUAUGGGACACUGCCGGACAGGAACGUUUCCGGACCUUAACCCCAAGCUAUUACAGAGGUGCACAAGGAGUUAUUUUGGUUUAUGAUGUCACACGGCGGGAUACUUUUGUAAAACUAGACAACUGGUUAAAUGAGCUGGAGACCUAUUGCACAAGAAAUGACAUAGUGAAGAUGCUGGUUGGAAACAAGAUAGACAAGGAAAACCGUGAAGUAGACCGAAAUGAAGGCCUUAAAUUUGCAAGAAAGCAUUCUAUGCUAUUCAUAGAGGCUAGUGCGAAAACCCGGGACGGUGUACAGUGUGCCUUUGAAGAACUCGUUGAAAAGAUUAUACAAACUCCUGGAUUGUGGGAAAGCGAAUCAAACAGCAAAGGUGUCCGACUGUCCAGUGAAGAAGUGGGCAGAGGAGGUGCUUGUGGAGGAUACUGCUCGAUGCUAUAAAAUAAUUGUACUAUCUUCCUAUUUAAUCAAAUAGUGAUAAACGAUUUCUGUAUAUAAAAUCAUUUCCUCCUAAUAUAGGGACCUUUCAAUUUUGCAUAUAUUUGUUUGUAUCAUGAGAACAGAUAUUUGUAGAAUUCUGUUAAUCGGCUUUCCAGUUAGAAAAAGCAUGAAACUGUAUUUUUUUUUCGUUACUGGCAUGAAGAUUACGGACUUGGCGAAGUGCAUCAGCUAUGAUGCCAUUGGUUCAUGCACUUUUUAACCUAUUCUAACUUGACAGUGUUAAAACUGUGUGUUUGAUGUCCCUUUCAUACCAUUUAAAUACACAUUUUGUCUUACCUGUUAACAUUCUUGAUUGUUAUAUGAUUGCAGCUCACUGAUUGAUAUAGACUAAUCUUCACUUGUCUCUUAAAGGCAAGUCAAAGCAUGGCUAAGCACCCUGCUAUGGCAGAGCUGUCUCAUUGCUUUGCAAAAACACAUUGUUGUCCAAUAGGACAUUCUAUCUCCUCAUGGCUGUCCCUGUCCCCGUAAGUCUCCUUUAAGUAUUAGUGAAGAUAUCCAGAAUGGCCACAAAGUGUUUCUCUGAAAUAAGGGUAUUUAAGUCUUCCUUCAUUUUCUGCUGUCAGGGCAACUAGAUAUGAGGAAAAGGGUCACCUUAUGUCCCUUAAGACUAGCCCUGUUUUGACUGACGGUCUGGUAAUCAUCUGUUGAGAUGGGAAUUGUCCAACAUUUAAAUCUGGCAUUCUAAUUAUUAGAUCUUAAAGGAGCACGAUGUCCUAACAGAACGUGUUGUAUGUAUCUGACUACCAUAUUGCACGCAAGCUCUCAUUAUUCGUAAUUGACUUUGUAGCACUCCUUUCUUGCUGGACAUUGAAGCCUCGCUGUAACUGGUUUUUGAGCUGAAUGAUGUCUCCCCAGUGCAUGUUGUGUCAAGCAACUGGUCUAUACAGUUUUAUAAUCAAUAAGCAAAAUGUAACUGCAAAUCUUUUUACAUUUUGCCCCUGGGGCACACCGAUCUGUUAAUGUUGAAGAUGGUUUGAAAUUUGUGAUUGCCUAAUUUUUAUCUUUACGUUCACUCUUCCAAAUAUUAUAUUGUAGCUGAAUCUUUACUAAUUAACAUACCCAGUAAAAAGUAAUAUGAAUGGUCAUUCAUAAUGAACUUAUUGUAAAAAAAAAAAAAAGACAUGUACACAAUGCAUUAUUUUAUAAUUUAUUUGCACAAGUUACAGUGGAGUCUCUUCCGUAAUGCUUUUAGUCAUAUCGUGCAGUCUAUUGUACAUUGCUAUACUUGGUAGCAUUGGAACAUAUAUUUCAAUGAAGUGACAUUGCUGCCAAGGACUGUUUGCUGGUUUGCAUAAAAAGGGUAGUUCUCAGUAGAGAACUUAGAUAAACAGUCUGAAUUUUCCCUGUUCAGGUAUGAGUUGCGUAGCACCAAAACUGACAACCUACUUUGUAGUCAAGCACUUCCUGUUGAAUAAAAAUAAGUAUAAUUAAAUAACACAUUUUGGAAAGAAUCUGGAUGUUAUAUGUUUCAUAGCCAUUCCAUUUUUUUGUGUGCUGUUGUGAUAUUGUAAUAAGGUUUUAUUUUGUUUUUUACUUGUGACCGUAACCGUGCCCAGCUUGACCAAAGCCAGAAGAUGAAACACACACUAUUUGAUUUGUAUUCAGUAUGGAAGGGAACUCCCAACAUCAGUCAAAAACAUUCUUUAUAUAAAUCUGAAAAUAUAUUGGGUUUUUUAAUUCUUCUUUUAACUGUUAAAAUUGGUCAUGGUAUAUUUGUAAUAUUAACUGCUAUAUCCAAUGCAUGUGAGGUGCACAGUAUAAACAAAUCCACUGAAUGAUCUCCUUCGACCAAUAAGCAUCUGGUGAACUGUAAUGGAGCAUCAAUAAUGACCUUUAAAUGAUCACUAUACAUGAAAGCACAAGUAAAGACUUUUGGAUUCAGUCACUAAACUGGGAAUUGUGGAGAGUUGCAAAUGGGCCGUAAUGGUAAAAUUGGAUGUAAAGAAAAAUCGGUUACUUUUCCUGCUCUGCAAUUUUUUACUAAAAUGUGCAGUCUCUUGUCACAUCUCCAUCAUUUAGUGAAAACUCCCAACAAAAGGAUUUUAUCAUUAUCCAAUGUGAUGUAUUUUUAGUUUAACAGUUAAUCAAACAUCUGGAAGAUUAUGGUCUUCAGUGACAAGACAAUGAAAUCACACCCAUCACUUGCUUCUUAAAUUUCAGUGCUUACCUGUAAACUCAGAGAAUUAAACUUACAACAACUGACACGUCACGUUUUUUUUUUCUGUUUUGGAAUAUAAUUUGUAAAAUAAACCUAUGAAAC